AUGAAAGUGUCUCGAUUUGAUUAAUAAACCCCUACAUCACAUAAAUCAAUGACUAGCUACACCUCAAAGUCAGCUUCUUAAGAUCGUUCUAGCAAUAGGUCAUCAAAUUAAAGAAGCAAACGCUUUGAUUCGAGUGAAUAAACAGCCAAAUAGGUACUUCUUCCUAGAUAUAGCAACUUUAAUAAUAAUCAAAAUUUUGAUGAUACCACAUUAACUGAAAAGCGAGACCUUUAAAUUCCCGAUUUUGUUAAAGAAGAUAUUGAUGAUAAAAUGAAAUUGCAAAGGGAAAAUAUACUUCUCAAACAAGAAAUAAUGAAACUCUAACAUACUAUAUAAGCGAUGAACACUUCAAAUGUGAGUUUAUAAGUUCAAAAUUCAUCAUAGAAGGAAAACAUCUACUCAACCGUAAGGAAACACAGCCCUGAUAAAAGAAAGCAAAAAGAAUAUUCGAUAAAGCUUAUCCCCACAGAGAUUUAAGCAUAGUAGAUUAAUUUUAUAGGCUCAAACAAAAGACAGUCCUCUGAGAAAAGACCCUUCACCAAUUUAGAUGGCAGGUAUCAGAAUAUUGAUAGUUAUUAAACGAGCCAAUUUAAAUCUUAAAAAUCAAGCAGAAAACCUAUCUUAAGCAAAAGAAGCCAAUAAAGCACUCAUACUAAGCCUUCAAGGUUCAUUUUCGAUUCAAGUCACUUGCAAUUCCCACAGUCAAAUAGAGAUAAAUUCUAAUCGCUUUCAAAGAAUGGAAUUUCCUUUUCUCCAUGCCAGGAGCCAUAGGUAUUAAGAAGUAUGCCUAUCUAGCAAUCUAGAUCAUGCAAAGAGUUAAAAAAUAUACUACUUAACUUUCAGCUAGAUAACUUAGUACUUGAUAGUUUGAUGCCAUAAUCAACAGGAAAUUAAGAUAAUCAUAUCAAAAGUGGAUAAUAAAAUAUUGACUGUAGUUAUAAAAACUAGCAACAUAUUUCGAUGAAUUAUAAUGAUCUAUAAAUACCCUUUGAUUCCUCAGAAUUAACAAUGAAAAAGCCAUUGAUGCUAAUUAGUCCUUCAAAGAAUACUCCAGAAUUCAAUCAUGCAUCUCACAUUGAUACAGUUAAAAAUAGCUAGUAUCUUGUAUCACCAAAUAUUUAUCAGAGCUACUGUACAUUAUAAAACUAUCCAUAAGCCUAUUUAGACUAAAAUUAUCAUGGUAAUGUAAUUGAUCUUGACUAGCACUUUAGAAAUCUUUAAAAUUAAAUUAUCACAUAAAAUCAGUCAAGAUGCUAAGAUAACUAGUCUUAUAUGAUAUCAUUCAACAAGGAUUGCAGUGAAAUAAACUCUUAAUAUUAUGGAGAAGAUUUUUCUAGUCUUUAACCAUCAAUUUAUGAGUCUAUUAAAUCAAAUAGGCACUCUUAAUAUUCAGAAAAUACAAGUACCGCAAAGAAAGUUGCACCAAACAGUAGAAAAACUUCUGCCUCUAAAAGCAAUACAUUCAGAAGUAUUGAUUAGAGAAGAUAAAGCAUUAAGCCUCAUAAGACUUCCUGUAUAUCAUAUGAUGAUAAAACUAGUAGACUUUCAUUCACAAGAAAAUAAAGUAUUGAUAACAGGUCAAUGGCAGAUAAAAGUAGUUCAAGAUCAAGUAUAAAAUAAAAACUGACUGGAACUAAUUGCAACUCAAGCAUGAAUAAUGAUCAGAUCUCCAUAAAACUCGAAAACUUUGAAGUUAAAGUAAAAAACUAUUAGAUUGCUUAGAAUUCUCGGUAUGAUAUGAAUAAGAUAAACAAAAUACUAAAGAAAUUUAGCAAUGACAACAUAAAUAGACAAACAUCAAGGGACAAAAUAUAUCAUUAGAAGUAGAUCAUAGAUCGAGCAAAUUAAGUGAGUAGAAAUUCCAACUCUAAGAGCAUGAAGCAGGUGAAAACACUAUAGUAGAGCAAGUCAUAAGAUCAAAGGAAAUCAUUUAGAUUCUAGAAUAAGAGAAAGUCCUAUUAAAAUCCACUUCAAAUAAAUAAAGAUCUUGAGAUAUUCGAAGAUUUCAAAAUUUAAGCUUACUGUAAUUAUAAAAAUAAUUCUUAGCCACCUGUUUAAGAUUACCAGUCCUUCAAUUAAACAUAGACACCAAAUUAACUUAAGAAUUUGCUAAAUCAAGCAAAGUAAAACUACUAUGAUGAAAAUGUAGGAAUAACUUCUUCAGAGGUAGUUGUAUCAGAAUAAAGUGCUGAAUCUCAUCAGACUAAAAAGAAUAUACAGUUCUAAGAUUACUACUAGGUGAAUCAAAAUUAGUUUAAUCAGUUAAAUAUUAAUACUAGCUAUUAUAAUGAUCGCACUUAUAACUGUAAUUAAAAAGAUAACUAGCCUAAUAACUUGAUUGAAGAUUAAAAUAAUCAAUUUACAAAUGAAAAGUUGCAAGUAUAGACUUAGGCAUCCAAAAGAAAGGUACUCGCCUCAAUUGAAAGAAGCAUACCAAAUACAACUAUAAUGAAUAAACUCUUAAAGCCAGUUCUUUAAUAAAAGAAUAAGUCUAAAUAGAGAAAAUAGUCAAAAAAUGUCGCUAAUAGAAAAUUAAAUGGCCAAAUAAAUCAGGUCUAAAGACAAAAUAGAGAAAAUAUAAAUUUAGAUCAACCUGAAUUCCACUAAGUUAACUCUUCUUUUGCUUCCAAUCCUUAUUAGUAUGUUUCAGCAAAUGGUUGCUUUUCAAGCACAGUUUCUCCUAGAAAUAUCUCAACCAUAUCUGACAAACCCACAGAUACCAAUACUAGUUUUGUAUCUCAAAACUCUAGAUCAUAAUAUGCCUAGUAUCAAGAUUCAAGCAAGACAACCUAAAAACUUUUAAGUGGCUUACAUCAGAACCAGAAGAUUAGCAGACUUUAGAAAAGAAAAUCACUUUGCUCAGGAUAGGAUGAUUCAAUUAAAUAAAUUCUUAUUCAAAACAAGCCAUGUUCUAACUGCAGUUUGCUUCUAUCAAGAGGAUUAUCCUCUGCCUUAUGCAAGUUUAAUCACAAGUGA
Messenger RNA from Stylonychia lemnae, 2976 nucleotides. The record is from the annotation of a GenBank genome assembly. NCBI's taxonomy places the organism in Eukaryota, Ciliophora, Spirotrichea, Sporadotrichida, Oxytrichidae.